This is a messenger RNA of Magnolia sinica, 2419 nucleotides long. Its product is annotated as probable anion transporter 6. Bases 749 to 2125 code for a protein of 458 amino acids. Lineage: Eukaryota; Viridiplantae; Streptophyta; Magnoliopsida; Magnoliales; Magnoliaceae. The transcript is spliced from 3 exons. The record is from RefSeq and is a predicted model, not a curated record. Gene Ontology annotation, biological process: transmembrane transport. Gene Ontology annotation, molecular function: transmembrane transporter activity.
CUAUACGCCAGUUUCUCUCUCCAUUCUCUCUUUCCUUCACCGCACAAAACCUCUCUCUCUAUCAUUUUCGCCUGAGAAUUAUCAGAAAAACUCUCUCCAUUGACUCAAACCCAUCGAUUUCAGACACAUUUCAGCCGCUUCUUCCCCUCUUUCAAAGUAAAAAGGAAAAGAAAAACAUCAUUCAAAAUCAGUAUUUCCCUAUCCAAACAGCAUUUCUGGAUUUAUGAUCGAUUUUUCUUCAAAUGGGUUUUUGCUGAGAAACACAUUGCAGCUGUUUUUUCAUGGUUCAGACUCAUUUACAGCUCCGACCCCAAAUUGGGAUAAGGCUUUAGAUGAUAAUGGUGACAAAUGGUGCAGCUCUUGCGUUUAUCAACUUGAUUGUUCAUUAAAUGAGCCACCUAUCUGCUUACACUGCCAUCCAUGCCCAUUAUGGGAGUUUAUUUUGUUAGCAAUUCUACUAGGGUCUACCCACCCCCCCUUCUAUUCUAUCACCAAGGUUUCUUCAAUGAAUUCUCUUGUAAGAUACACCCUCCCUAAGUCAAGAGAUUGUAUUGGCUUGAGCUUGGAGCGGCUCCUGUGAAAUCGGUUUUAUCUGAUCUUUUGUUGGUGUUUAGAGGCAUGAAAAUGCUGCCUUUGGUCUAUACGUGUUUCCAUAUUGAGCGGAAUUGAUGGGUUUCAUUUGUGUCUGGACGAAUCAUACACAGCUAAAACAAAUGUAUAAAAUUUUCAUGUGUAUAACAAGUAGAAUAUGAUAAGUAUGAAAUUUCCGAAGCGGUCCGUGCUUGUGCUUCCAAAGCGGUAUGUGAUUGUGCUUUUAAUGUUCAUUUCCACAUGCAUCUGCUACAUCGAACGCGUCGGCUUCUCAAUCGCUUACACAGUAGCUGCAGAUGCUGUUGGGGUGAACCAAUCAAGCAAGGGCAUGAUACUGUCAACGUUCUAUUUCGGGUACGCAGUAUCGCAGAUCCCUGGAGGGUGGGUCGCGCAAUGCAUUGGGGGGAGACGUGUUCUACUACUGUCAUUCGUAUUGUGGUCCAUGACAUGUGCUUUAGUUCCGCUUGACCCCAACCGGGUCCAGAUCCUGGUGAUCGCUCGCUUGCUCGUCGGGGUGGCCCAAGGUUUCAUCUUUCCCUCGAUCCACACCGUUCUAGCACAGUGGGUCCCACCUCAUGAACGGUCACGGUCUGUUUCUCUCACAACUUCAGGAAUGUACCUAGGUGCAGCAGCCGGCAUGCUCCUGUUGCCGAGCUUGGUUAAGUUCAAGGGGCCCCAGUCAGUAUUUUUGGCUGAGGCCGCUCUGGGUUCCAUGUGGUCUCUUCUUUGGUUCAAAUAUGCGAGCGACCCACCAGGUUUGGAUCCCCUAAAAGCAACUGCUGCCAGUUUCGGGGAAUCUUUGUUGCCGAUCACGAAGUAUAAAGAUUCCCCAAAAGGGGGUUUGCAGAAGGUGAAGGUGGAGAAUGGAGGAUGCUCGGUCCGCGUCGUCAAAAUACCAUGGAAAAGGAUAGUCCUCAGCUUGCCUGUUUGGGCAAUCGUUGCGAACAACUUCACUUUCCAUUACGCGCUGUACGUGCUGAUGAAUUGGCUGCCGACAUACUUUGAACUAGGGCUCCGGCUUAGUCUUCAGGAGAUGGGCUCGUCAAAAAUGCUGCCUUAUUUGAACAUGUUCAUAUUCUCCAAUAUAGGUGGAGUCGUCGCUGACCACUUGAUCACAAGAAGGAUCAUGUCUGUAACCCGGACCCGGAAGUUCUUGAACACGAUUGGGUUCAUUGUUGCAGCCCUCGCUUUGAUGGCCCUCCCCAUAUUCAGAACUUCCACCGGCGCCGUCUUUUGUUCUUCCAUUUGUCUCGGUUUCUUGGCAUUGGGAAGAGCUGGGUUUGCCGUGAAUCACUUGGACAUUGCUCCAAGGUACGCGGGGAUUGUGAUGGGAGUUUCCAACACUGCUGGGACGCUAGCGGGCAUUGUUGGGGUCGGGCUCACAGGCCGGAUUCUUGAGGCAGCUAAGACCACCCAUAUGGAUCUUUCGAGCCCAGAAAGCUGGAAGCCAGUGUUCUUCAUUCCGGGGUGCCUCUGCAUAUUCAGUUCAUUUGUGUUUUUGAUAUUCUCGACUGGGGAGAAGAUUUUCGAUUGAAGAAGAACACAUUCGGACCCAUCACAACACACCAUCAGGCCACUUAUACAAAUCAGUCAUUCAGCUUGCCCAUCAUUUUGUAGCAUUGUUACCCUUCCCAAGGUGUUGAUGUCUCCAUCAUCUGUGAAAUGUGGAGUCGCCAAGAUUGGGUAUGUUGACAGCAUUCAGUCGAUUUUUUCUAGAUUUUAUUUUUUAAUGGUAUUUUUUAGACCUUUCAAAAAAGAUUGUCAUUUUUUAGAUUUUAUGUGAAUUACUAGAACUUUUUCUUUCACGAUUGGAAAUUUUAAAGCUGAA